This is a messenger RNA of Phragmites australis (common reed), 2479 nucleotides long. RefSeq names its product cell cycle checkpoint protein RAD17-like. Gene Ontology annotation, biological process: mitotic DNA replication checkpoint signaling; DNA damage checkpoint signaling; DNA repair. The transcript is spliced from 12 exons. The coding region runs from base 166 to 2028 and encodes 620 amino acids. Gene Ontology annotation, molecular function: chromatin binding. The record is from RefSeq and is a predicted model, not a curated record. Lineage: Eukaryota; Viridiplantae; Streptophyta; Magnoliopsida; Poales; Poaceae.
AUCCGGACCCCUCGUCGCUUCCUUCUCUUGGAAGCCGCCUCUCCAGUUUCCCUCCCCGGCUAGACCCUGCCAAAACCCACCCCGCGCGGGGGAGCAAAACGAACCCCAACCAUCUCGCUCGUCGUGCGGAUUCCCAAGCUCUAGCCCUCUCGCCCGCCGCCACCAAUGGGGAAGCGUCCGCCGGUUGUCGUCCUCUCCUCUUCCUCUGGCGAAGACGACGGCGGGGGGCGCCGCGCGGGUAGCCGCGGUCCUUCGGCGCGGAGGCUAAGGACGCCGGCGCCGGCGCAGACUCAGGCAGCGAGCGGCUUGAGGAAAAAGCUGCGCCGCGAGAGCAGCGCGGGGAGAGGACGCCGCCGCGCCUCGGAACCUGCGCCGUCCGACUCCUUAAAGGCUGAAUUUGAUAUGCUCUCUGAAGGUUUUUCAGAAUGUCUUAAUGACUUGGGCAUGUCAGGAUCUAUACGGGAAACAAAAGAGCUUUGGGUUGACAAGUACAAGCCCCGCUCAUCGGCAGAGCUUGCCGUUCACAAAAAGAAGGUUGAAGAUGUAAAGAAAUGGUUGGAAGAAAAGCUGAAUGCACCAAAGCACACGGUUGGAGGAUGGACCCUCGCCCUAACUGGGCAAACUGGUGUUGGAAAAUCAGCAACUGUGAAAGCAAUUGCUUCAGACCUUGGAGCGGACUUAUGUGAGUGGACAACUCCAGUACCAACACUGUGGGCUGAGCAUGUGCAUGCUAAUUCAGGAUUACGCUAUAUAUCCAAGUUGGAAGAAUUUGAAAACUUUGUAGAGAAGAUAAGAAAAUAUUCACUGCUUUGUCCAACCAGCAACAGAUCCCAAAGAAAGCUUAUUAUCAUUCUGAUUGAUGACAUCCCUGUAACAAGCGGGAAUGUUGCUUUUGCAAGACUAGGAAAAUGCCUGACUGGUCUGAUUCAAACUACUCAAGUUCCAACUGUCAUUUCACUUACCCACUAUCACAAAAGUGAGAGUAAUGAUACUGCAAUGUGGAAUUCCGAUGACCUUGAGUCCUUACUUCAAGGUGCUGGUGCUCAUAAGAUUGCUUUCAACCCGGUUACCACAAAUUCAAUCAAGAAAAUUCUUAUUAGAAUAUGCAAAGAAGAGCGCUGUGAUGCAUCUGAAGAAUUAGUGCAUCAAAUAGCUAUAUCCAGUGGAGGUGAUAUCAGACAUGCAAUAAUGUCUCUUCAAUACUUUUGUCUUGAUCCGAGAAGGCAAAAUUCUGCAUUGGCAACAAGUGGUACUCGUGCUGGUUCAAAGAGCCAUGAUUCUCUGGUUCCAGGGCAAGAGAGCCAUGGCCUUAGCAGUGCACGACCCUCUCCAUGUGGAAGAGAUGAGACUCUUACACUAUUUCAUGCAUUGGGGAAAUUUCUGCACAAUAAGAGGGAAACAUAUGGUGAUGUUGAUAUUGACCUGGAUCCAUUUCCUCUUAAAGAAAAGCUAAGAAGAAAUUCACUCAAAAUGGAUGUUCCAGAAAAGAUUCUUUCACAAGCACAUGGAAAAGUACGGACUGUUGCUGAUUUUCUGUAUGAAAAUGUUCUUGAUUUCGUUGACAAUGAAGCAGUUGAUGAUGCUUGGGCUGUGGUGUCAUAUUUGAGUGAGGCGGAUUGUCUUCUUGCUGGUAGUCCAAUUGCAUCAUACAGCUCAGAAAACAUGGCACAACUCAUUGCCGCUUCUGUUGCAGCACGAGGAGUUCUUUUUGGAAAUGCUCAUGUCGCACCCUCAAGGUGGCAUACAAUCCGGAGCCCGAAGUUUUGGCAAAUUGAGCAGACACUUCGAUCUACUAAGGACCAGAUUCUAAGAGAGAGAUAUGAUUGUUCAAGGACGUGUAGUUCUUGCAACUUCUCUGACAUAGUCACGGAAUUUAGACCAUUCGAGAGAUGGAUUGGUCCUCGUAAUGAUAGGCCUAGAAGCAGCUCCUUGCCCCACGGCGUAGAAAGUAGCUCUUACAUGACUGAUAGACUUGAUGCAGAUGGAAAUAACUCUGAAGAAGAUGACGAUGUGAUAGAAGACUGUUAAAAGCAACACUACGCAUCCUGACACUAGAUCCUGGGUAGCAUUAUCCUAUGAGAUGCCAACAUAUCGUUGGUGGACUGCACGGUACAUACUAUCAUAGCUAACUCCAGAAGUGGCGCAGUUCUAAUGCACUAAGUUUUGCAAGACUGCCAUUUUGGCGUACCAACCCCAAAUCAGAGGUCGAAAAGGCAGCUCCGAAUCAUUAUCAGUGGCCGCACAUCGUCAAGCAGCAUGUUGAACCGAUCAAGGGAUUUUGUUUUCUGGUUGAUCACAAGUGCGGCUGUUGAAGGCUGCAAUGCAGUAGCAUCGUUCUUGCCAAGUGUGAGGGCGGGUGCCAAUGAAUGUGCAUUUGGACGAGCUGAUUCAUCAUGUUCAGAUCUACGAUGGUAAUGAUCUACAUAAUCAUUUAUGAUCCAACAUGUAAAGCAUCUGAAUGCAUUUCUACUUUACACCA